CAACCCCAAUUAGCAGACAGGCUGAGUUGUCAUCGACCAAUCUUCGCCGGUUGUUUGCGAUGACUUCGGGUACACUGUUGACGAAUAUGUAGUGGAAGGUUGCGGCCAACGCAGGUCGAGGACGGGUGUCGGGUGGGAAUGAGCAGAGAGCAGAGCCCAAGGCCGGCGAGAAAAGUAUAAGUAGUCUUGUCUCCCCUAUUGAUGUCACUCCUGCUUGGUGGUGGAGUAAACUCGAUCCGAGAUAUCUAACCAGGACCUAAACACGUACGAAGGAGACCAAACGAAGAAAAAGGGGGGAGGAAAAGUCGACUCGAGCCCACAGUGAGCGCUGACGACACUACCUCUCUGUCGGAGCCUGAAGACUGAAUUUCCUAAUCCAGAUCCGAUCCGAUCCGAUCAACUCGCUGUCUUUUCCCCCUCCGCCUCACUCCUGCGUCCCUCUCUUGCCCUCCCUUUGCUCUUUUCUAGCUCGCCCGCCCGCCCGCAUCGCCCUCUUUCUCUCCUCUCGCUCCACCUCGCUCUUCUUUCCCGAACGACGACGAUGUGCUAUUUCGAGCAGACGCGCUGGUCUUGUGGGUACUGGCGAUGGGGCCACUUUCGUCAACAGUGUACCAAGGAGUACCGGACCGGAGAGACUUGCGGCCUAAAGCUUGUGUACUGUACCAACCUCGAGAUCGACAGCUGUAAGCUAUGCAAGGACAUCGAGAAGAAGCAGAGGAAGUUCACCAAGCUCCAAAACGACAUCUACCGGUGGCAGAGGGAAGGGAACCGGACGGCGACGAUCGAGAAGGCUCAGAAGGACAUGGGGGAGGUGGACGAGGCGAUCCAGAACAUGCUGCAACAACACCAAAACAGGCAGUACUCGGUGGUGUAGACGUUGCGGCUAGCGGUGUGCGAGAGCGAGCGAGGAGGGGGAGGCCGGGUUGGGGGGGGGCUUCAAGGGACGGAGCAGGGCGGGCGGGACACGACACGGCUGCUCAACAACAUCAGUAGGGUUCUCUUUUUUUUCUCUUUUUUUUUCCUGUCUAGGACAAAGACCACAUCUCAAGAGGGAUCGGCGAGAGGGUAAGGCUAGCUACCGAUGCUUAUAAAAGGGGACUUUUGGGAAAGUCACGACUUAGGAAUAAAUGAGCUGGGACACCGGUCUUUUGUAUGUUAUUAUAUU
Molecule: messenger RNA, 1165 nt
Organism: Durotheca rogersii
Lineage: Eukaryota; Fungi; Ascomycota; Sordariomycetes; Xylariales; Xylariaceae
Exons: 2
Coding region: 542-874 (110 amino acids)
Source: RefSeq, a predicted model, not a curated record